GUGUCAGUGUCAACUGUCAGUAAUUGACAGAAGAGCUCGUUUUUCGUCUCUCUCUGACGGCGCGGCGGUCAAGUAAAAAUUAUUGAAUGAGUUUGUUUGUUGUAUUUAGAGCUAGCCGUGUUUUGAACAAGGCCGCUCGGAGUUUAGUCCAAGGAACAUCACUGUUUCAAAACUCUAAUAUGGGUACCAUAAUUUCAAAAUCUCUGUGUCCUAACGGUAGUGGACCAAAUGCAAACACAGGACAAUCUGGAGCCUCAUCACAAGCCUCAUCGCAAGUUUUGGCUACUAACAACUAUGUAGAAGCAGUAGUGUGCAAUGAAAAUGACCUCAAAGAAAAUGAAAUGAAAGUUUUUGAUAUAGGAGAUGAAGGGAAAGUGUUGUUGGUGAAACAGAAGGGCGAAUUUAGUGCUGUUGGGCAUAAAUGUACCCAUUAUGGAGCCCCCCUGGUCGCCGGUGCCCUCAGCGAUGGCAGAAUCAGGUGCCAGUGGCAUGGAGCUUGCUUUAACUUGAAGACUGGUGAUAUUGAAGACUUCCCUGGGUUUGAUUCUCUACCAUGCUAUCAAGUCACUGUCGGAUCCAAAGGUGAAGUUAAGGUGCGUGCCAAGAUCAGCGACUUGAAGUCGAACAAGCGCAUCAAGGAGGCGUCGGCGGGGGCGGGGUGCGCGGGCGGCGUGGUGGUGGUGGUGGGCGCCGGGCCCUCGGGCGGCACCUGCGCCGAGACGCUGCGCAGCGAGGGCUUCCAGGGACGCAUCGUGCUCCUCGGCAAGGAACCCUACCUACCCUACGACAGGGUCAAAGUCUCCAAACUAACCGCCCAUCCCGAAAUAGAAAAACUACAGGCCAGAACACAAGAGUACUACAACAACGCCAACAUCGAGGUCAUGAAAGGAGUCGCGGCCACUAAAGUGGAGCCCGAGCACAAGUUUGUCCACCUCAGCAAUGGCACUAAGCUCCAGUACUCAGCGCUGUACCUGGCCACCGGGUCGAAGCCUCGAGUGCCCGAUGUACCCGGCGCCGAUCUACAGAACAUAUUCACGCUCAGAAACAUCGACGACACGAUCAAACUGAUCGACGCCCUCGGCGACAAAAAAGAUAAGAACCUAGUGGUCCUCGGACUGAGCUACAUCGGGCUGGAGACGGCAGCCUCCUACAACGAGAAGGCCAAGUCCGUGACCGUCGUCGGCACCGACUCCGCGCCUCUAGCGAAGAUAUUCGGAACCGAAAUCGGUCAGAGCCUGCAAAAGCUGUUUGAGGAAAAGGGCGUCAAGUUCCAUUUCAACACGACGAUAGUAAAGUGCAAUGGUGAGAAUGGUGCUAUCAAGUCAGUGGAGCUGCGGGACGGGACCACACUGCCAGCAGAUGUGGUUGUGUUCGGCGUGGGAACCACUCUCUACACGGACUUCCUGAGAGAUAGCGGUAUCGCCAUGGAGCCCAACGGUGCGGUCACCGUGGACGAUAAACUGCAGACGAACAUCAAGGACAUAUUUGCGGGCGGCGACAUAGCGCAUGCGCCGGUGUUCGCCAAUGAGAAUGCUAAAACGUCUGUGGGUCAUAUAGGGCUGUCGCAAUACCACGGUAGGGUUGCCGCGCUGAAUAUACUCAAGAAGAAUGUUCCGCUGAGGGCUGUGCCGUAUUUCUGGACGAUGUUGUUUGGCAAGUCUAUCCGGUACGCUGGGACCGGGACCGGAGUGAGUACUCUGGUGGACGGAGACGUGGCAGCCCUCAAGUUCGUGAUCUUCUUCUUCAACGAGGCGGAGCGCGUGGUGGCCGUGGCCUCGUGCAUGCGCGACCCCGUCGUGUCCCAGUUCGCAGAGUUCCUCCAUCAAGGGAAAUCUCUUUAUAAGAAGGAUCUAGAACAGGAUAGGUUUGCGUGGACCAAAACUAUCCAGCCUUGAAUUUCAUACAUAGUAUUUUAUCAUAGAAAAUAUUAAGCUUAUUAUACGUAUGUACAGUUGUAACAAAAGCAAAGCAAUGGAAUAUAAAUAAGUACCUACAAUGGAAGCACACAUAUUUUAACAAAAACAAUAGAUUUGAUAAGUCAUAUUUUUUUACCUUUGUUUAUUAGGCUGCAAUAUCAGAACUACAAUCAAUGCUGAUUGAAUUUAUUGCUUUGCUUUUGAUAAGAGUUAUCUACUAAAUAUAAAUUAUGCAUACUCUUUAUGUACUCAUUAGUUUCUAGAGCAGUGAUUUCUAAAAUCGCGUGGUCCACUAUUUUUGUAUUAUUUCAGAGAUUUACCACAUUUUUUACACAAGUGAUAGCAUUUUACUGAUUGUUGCACAGUGCAAAGAAUAAUGUGAUGUACCCUCUCAUAGAGGUCCUCUUUUGCCUAUUUAAUUAAGAUGCCGUAAAUGAUUAUUUUCUUUACGAAUAUUAAUAUUUAAAACUUAAGUACAUAAAAUAUUACAUAGUGUUAAGUUUGUUUUACAAAUAGUAAUGCUUUUUAUUUAUGUAUUUUUUGUAAAUUACUUAUAUUGUUGUCUAAAUGCAUAUACAGUGUAAACUCUAUAUAACGACACUGAAUGGACUGUGCAUUUUACGGCGUUAUAGAGAGUUGUCGUUAAAUGGAGAGAAGAAAAAUCACUUACUUAUUCUUUCUCGUUUCUAUUGCGUGUAUCAGUAAAACUUUUUCGUCAAUACACAGUGAUUUUCUUUUACUAGCCAUGUUUACAGUUUGAAAGUUUGUGAGCAACUAAGAAUAUGAUGAUGUAUAGACAAUCCAUGAUCCCUACUUAUUAGUCAUGGUCAAGCAAGAUCAGUCUACACAUGCAAUCCCAAUUUGUAAACAAAAGAAUUAAUGCCCACAGUCGAGUUUAUUGCAGUCUAGGAUAAUAAAGCGAGAAUAAAACGUACUCAGCUAAAAUUAACUAAAAUUAGGAAAAAAACGUACUCAGCUAAAAUUAAUUAAAAUUUUUAACUAAAAUUAUGAACUUAAAAGUUACUGUUUACUCAAUUGUUGUCGUUAUUGAGAGUGGAUGUGAUGCUAUGUAGAGUGUAUCAUUGUAUGGAAGACAAGCUAAACCAACCAAAACCAAUUUAUUUCGAUGCUUUAGAGAGUUUGUCGUUAAAUCGAGUGAUGUUACAUGGAAUUUACACUGUACUUCAGGUUUUUGAUCACUCAUUUCUAUUAAGUAAAUUAUUUUAAUAGUUCCACAUUAUAUGGAAGUAUAAAUAUUGUGAUUAUGGUACUUACUGUGCCUAGAUUAUGUAUAUUAUAUGUCAUCAGAAAAUAUAAAAAUAUAAUGUAAAUACAAGGUUGCUGAAGAUAUAAUAAACUUUUAGCCUAAAACAUUAUUUAUUGCUCAUCUAUGUCUACAUACUUAGCUAAAAAUACAAAGUAAAAUAACAUAAUUUUGUGCUUAACACCUUUUACUUAUCCCAACCCUCACCAACUCUCAAAUGUAGUAGUCGCUCGAAUAAAGUUACAUCAUUCUUGAAUA
This is a messenger RNA of Plutella xylostella (diamondback moth), 3438 nucleotides long. RefSeq names its product apoptosis-inducing factor 3. The record is from RefSeq and is a predicted model, not a curated record. Gene Ontology annotation, cellular component: cytoplasm. NCBI's taxonomy places the organism in Eukaryota, Metazoa, Arthropoda, Insecta, Lepidoptera, Plutellidae. Gene Ontology annotation, molecular function: oxidoreductase activity, acting on NAD(P)H; 2 iron, 2 sulfur cluster binding.